This is a messenger RNA of Hippoglossus stenolepis (Pacific halibut), 3312 nucleotides long. It is a transcript of the gene atf2, whose product is annotated as activating transcription factor 2. Gene Ontology annotation, molecular function: cAMP response element binding; DNA-binding transcription factor activity, RNA polymerase II-specific. Gene Ontology annotation, biological process: regulation of transcription by RNA polymerase II. The transcript has 12 exons. The record is from RefSeq and is a predicted model, not a curated record. Lineage: Eukaryota; Metazoa; Chordata; Actinopteri; Pleuronectiformes; Pleuronectidae. Bases 121 to 1662 code for a protein of 513 amino acids.
CUAAUAACCCAUUCGUGUGACGUUCACGGAAGUGCCCGAGCUGUUCUCGCGAUACUUUGGCUCGGUCGUGGGAUUUGGAAGGGUAGUGGCUGAGGGGUGACACAACAGGAAUCCCUUAAUAUGAGUGAUGAUAAACCUUUCCAGUGCACUGCUCCUGGCUGUGGACAGAGAUUUACAAAUGAAGACCACUUGGCUGUCCACAAACACAAACAUGAGAUGACCCUCAAGUUUGGUCCAGCGAGGAACGACAAUGUCAUCAUUGCUGAUCAAACCCCUACACCUACCCGCUUUCUGAAGAACUGCGAGGAGGUCGGGCUCUUCAAUGAACUCGCAAGUCCGUUUGACCACGACUUCAAAAAAGCGGCUGAAGAUGACAUUAAAAAGUUACCACUGGAUUUGUCACCUCUUGCGACGCCCAUCAUACGCAACAAAACUGAGCCACCCACACCUAUGGAGGAGGCGCAUCGAGACAGCCCUCUGCCUCACCCUGAAUCCACAACAAGUGAGGACAAGGACUUAUCUUUGCGGCCAACCUCACUGCCAACAUCCACUAUAGUCCAUCCUGCCUCCCUCCAAGUCCCCAAUGUACUUCUAGCAACCUCAGAGGCUAGUGUUGUAAUACAGCAAGCUCUCCCAUCGCCAACAUCUAGCUCUGUUAUUACCCAAGUCCCAUCCACUAAUAGACCCAUAGUCCCAGUGUCGGGCACCUUCCCUGUGCUCUUACAGCUGCCUAACGGCCAGACCAUGCCAGUUGCUAUACCUGCGACUAUUACAACCUCAAGUGUACAUAUUCCAACUACAAUCCCUCUUGUCAGACCUGUCACCAUAGUGCCUAACGUCCCCGGGAUCCCAGGACCUCCCUCGCCACAGGCACAACCACAGCCACAGCCUCAGCCCGCCCAAUCAGAAGCAAAGCUGAAGCUGAACGCCACAUUGAGCCAGCAUCUUCCUCAGGUAACCAAUGGAGAUGGUGGUGAAGUCCAGAGCAGCGCUGUGACCCACACUGCUGCUCCUCCAGCUCCGACUCCAGCUCCAGCCCCAACCACAGCCGUGGUCCUAACUCCCGUUCCCCACCAGCCCACUCUCGAGGAACCCUCCCCUCCUUCUCUUCAGCAGCCGGCCACCUCCACCACAGAGACACCUGCUUCCCCGGUUCCCCCUGCGCAAAACCCUCCGAUCACAGGGGGGCGGCGGCGCAGAGCCACAAGCGAAAACCCUGACGAGAAGCGGCGCAAGUUCCUGGAGCGUAACAGGGCUGCAGCUUCUCGCUGUAGGCAGAAGAGGAAGGUGUGGGUCCAGUCUCUGGAGAGGAAAGCAGAUGACAUGAACUCCGUGAACGGACAACUACAGAAUGAAGUCACCCUGCUGAGAAACGAAGUGGCUCAGCUGAAGCAGCUUCUCCUGGCUCAUAAAGAUUGCCCUGUAACCGCCAUGCAGAAGAAAUCUGGCUAUCACAUUUCUGACAAAGACGAGAGCUGCGAGGAGAUGUCCGUCCCCGGCAGCCCCCAGAAUGAGGCCAUCCAGCACAGCUCCGUCAGCACCUCCAACGGGGUCAGCUCCUCCUCCACGACCCCGGCCGUCUCCGCCCCGUCCAGCGCCGGCACCAUCACGUCGAACCAGAGCACAGAGGAGACCACCCAGUCUCAGCCAUCAGGGAGCUGAUUGUCCAAAAACUGCGUCCGAGCGUCGUCACCGGAGCGCCGCCGCCUCUUCUGUCUCCGGCCGACGGAGCAAAACGAUUCUCUCUCCGCUUCACUUCUGUUUUCUAAUUUAUUCUCGAUCGGUUUGUUUCAUGUUUGGUCCGUUUUGUCCUCCAUAGGCGAUGCUUCUUGAAAAUGCAAUGUUUUCUCUGGUUGAUGAAGACGAAAGUUCAGGCACUUUAGGUGUAAGAUGUAAAACACAUGGAUCAGAAAUGUUUUUGUAUUUGUGCGAGUUAUUCAUUAAUUAUUAAUCCUAUAUUUAUUUUUUAUUUGAUUGUCCUGAAGCAGUCGAUCAGUUGAUGGUUAGAGUCUUUACCAAAGUGUGUGGUGGCUCAUUUAUAAUAAGUUUGCUUGUUUGUUUUCAUGUCUUUUAUAAGCACUAUCUUUAUGAUAUCGUAGACAACAGUCACUUUUUUUAUAAUUAGCUUUUUCCAUUUUGCACAUUUAGAGAGAAUUAAGGGUUUACGUUGUUUUAGGUACAGGCAGCUUUUUAAAGGUAGAUUUAAACGCUGCCUCGUUACACAGAUGUAAAUGGACGAAUCCGAUCUUGUUGUUUUCGUGAGAUCAUCUGUUGUGGCGUUGUACAGUUUGAAUGUUGGAGCUCACCUCUGUUUGUAAAAGAGUCUCCGGGUGAGCUGCUAAUGUUUGUUCUUUCAUUGACAUUCCACCUGUAGUCUGAUUGUUCCUGAAGCAGUGAUUGUAGGAUUGCAGUACUUUUCCAUUGCUCAAUCAUGGUGAUGUUGAGUUCAUUCAGUGCCAUUAAUGUUUUUGUAACGACUUCUGUACCUUUUUUAAUGCAGUUCCACUCGGGUGCCGUCCUCUCAGAUCAAAGGUCUCAUAUAGAUAAUCGCAGAGUAGAGGAGAUGUCCUGCUUUUAUAUAAUGUCUUUGCUGUUUUCAUGAUCGCAACAACGUUUUUAGAAAACAUUGUAAAUAACAUCACUGACACAUUGUACAUGAUCUUUCAAGGUGUUGUGUACUUUUGUCUUUUUUAAAUAGGGUAGAUUCAGUAGUUCUGUUUUAGCACAAUAACUCUGUUAGCGGUUAAAAGGUACUGAACUUUAGGAUAGACCUCCUGACUUAUUAAAUUAUUAUUAUAAAUGAAAGCGUUCAGAUGUGAACUGGAGUCACAUCAUUUAUAUUAGAGUAAAACUACUACUGCUUUGUAAGAAUCGUGAACGUUUCAUCAUUGAAAUAAUCGUACGAAGCAAAUUACACCGUGAAGUCAAUUUGCCUUUUCUCUUAGUCUGUACGGACUUACUACUGUGUAGUUUCACAACAAGCUAACACCUUGUUUUCAUAAAGUCUGUUUUUUCAUUUAAAUCUACUGUCGUGUGAUAUCUGCAUGAGAUAACAAUUCUCUACGAGAAUUUAACUGUUUGUUCGAUAAUGUCUCCGUCAGAUAAAAUAUCUUUAAACAAGUUGUUUCAACUUGAGCUGCAGCUCAAAGUUUAUGAAAGCUUUAGGUUUUUGUUUUUUAUUUAUUGACCUUGGCUUAACUUCUAAAACGGGGUGUGAUACUGUGUUGAAAGUGUUCUUGUAACUUGUGAAAGUUCUGUAAAAAAUUUGAAUUGAUAAGUUGUUGUAAUAAACCUUUUAAUAUCUCUUUAAAA